Clupea harengus (Atlantic herring) is the source of this 4759-nucleotide messenger RNA. RefSeq lists its product as uncharacterized. The record is from RefSeq and is a predicted model, not a curated record. Gene Ontology annotation, molecular function: RNA polymerase II transcription regulatory region sequence-specific DNA binding; DNA-binding transcription factor activity, RNA polymerase II-specific. NCBI's taxonomy places the organism in Eukaryota, Metazoa, Chordata, Actinopteri, Clupeiformes, Clupeidae. Gene Ontology annotation, cellular component: nucleus. Gene Ontology annotation, biological process: embryo development; regulation of transcription by RNA polymerase II.
UUAAUAAAAAAAUAUCACUGAAUAUAGCAAUUUUCUUCCUCUGUCACUUAACCAAGAGGGAUGAAUAAGAUGGAAAGGCUUGAAUACGAGUAAUUUUGAGCGUAUUAAUGCGGAACAUUUUAGUUGUGAGUGAAAGACGUUUGGAUUCAGCCUAGUAUGCCGGAAGUAAUCAGUGUUUACAACCUCACCAUUUAAGUCACUUGAGCUCCACGUCGGGAAUAUAUCGGUUUUGCAAAUCACCAUGGCAUUCUUUUUGUUAUAAAAGAUUGAAAUAGCAACAAUCACAAGGGAAAAGGGGAGGAAUCAAUCAAGAGUCUGAAAAGUUCAUCCAAAAUCGUUGGAAAAUGUCAAACUGUGGUACUUAUCAGACGCAAAUAGCAUCUAUUAUGGACGUGCUCGCUAAAGCAGCUGUAGCCGAAAUCGGUAAAGUGGUUGAGGAUGCCGUCGUCGUUUUACGGCUAGAAACGUGCCAACGGCAAAACGAAAUCGAGUCUUUGAAGAGAAACUUGGAAGUUGUGUCCAACGAGCUGCGAGCAACACGAAGAGCUCUCGUGCGGGAGUGUAUCAACGGGAGAUCGGUAGAUUUUCAAGAACGCGAUCAACCUGUCACCAACCGAGGUUGUGGGCGGAAAGGUGUGAGAGUGGAAGAGAGCAGGUGUGGCGAGACGGAGUGCCAGAGCGAGGGUCAGACCGAGGAAAAGAACGCCACGAUCAGGGUGAAGGUGAAGGUCGAGAGAGAGGAGGGACAUGAAAAGCAGGGGACCCAUGAUGGCACAGCAGGUGGGGCGACGCAGAACGGCGAGCUUGCGGCAAUGGAUGAAGAAUGUGGUCACAGCUGGCCGGCGAAUGAGGAUGACGACACACACACGCAUGCCAUGGGCGACCCCUCACCGCCUCAGACUCACGCUGACACCCUCCCUGUGUCCAUUUCCACGGAAACCCCGGCUCCACCCCAGAGACCACGCCUAAGGAGGUGGUGGCCAAACAAGCAGCUCACACUCCUGAACUCAGGCACACUCUUGAGCACACACGCAGGCACACACUCACACACACACCCUCCUCCUGCUCCGCCUUCGGAGAAAACUCUCGGGGCACUGAGGGGAGGCUUCCCAAGCCUGGGGUUCCGGGGGUUUCAGGGGGGUCUGUGGGGUCACCACAGGUCACGAGGCGGUCAAUGGUCACAGAGGUUGUCACAGCAGGUGUGGGGACGAGGCAAGCGUCGCUUCCCGUGUGGGUUCUGCGAGAAGAGCUUUGACCGGCUGAGUCACCUGGACCGCCACCGCCGCAUCCACACAGGCGAACGUCCCUACGGCUGCCCCGUGUGCGGACGCCGUUUCACCCAGAAGAGCAGCCUGAAGGGCCACCUGCGCACGCACAGAGGAUUCUCUGUGGAUGCGUCGCACAGCAGUCCUUCCCUGGAGUGCCGGCAGUCUGAGGAAGACUGGGACUCCCAGUACACUAACCCAGAAGAGAACCACAUACACGUGCCUACACAUUCAGAAGACAACACACACGCCACACCCACAGGAGACACUCAUAUGCUCUUCAGGCAUGGUCACGAACUCAACACACACCUCGCUGAGGCGGCCGGCGCUGAAAUGCACACACACGUGAGAGAUCAACUUGGAGGACAGGGCCAGGAGCAGAGAGUGACACCGAUGGAGCCUGAGAUGCACCUCACACACACUGAAGACAACGACUCACACCACCUCGCCCAGAGAGACGAUCUUAACGUUAACGAUUUACUUAAUGAUGAAGUGAACUCGCAUCGCUUUAGACACACACAGCGUCUGACACACACUCAGGAUUCUCCCUCUCCGCUCACACACACACAUCUAACACACCCUCAGGACUCUGCCUCUCUGCUCACACACACACACGAGCCGGUGGGGUUUGGUGAGCUGCAGCUGCAGCUGAAGGCCGAGCAGGAGGAGGAACAGGUGGGUCAGAACCUUCACAAGGAGGGGGGUGAGUACAGAACAAGAGACCAGGAGCAGAUAGAGUCAGAGGUAUCAGAACUGGAGUUUGCAGCAGUGGAACAGAGUGACUCCCUGCUGUGGGCAGACAGCGGGGUGGAAUCACACUGUUCAAAUUCUAAGGGGGUGGAGCCAGUUAUCUCCCAUAGUAACAUGCAGCUGGGCCUGUCAGCAGUACAGCCCUCCUGGCCCCACCCACUCAGCCCUGCCCACAUAAAACAGGAAGAAGAAGCAUGUCAUCUUUCAGACCCACUUCUGGACUUGCUGGCCAAUCCUAAGGCUUUUGGGACUGCACACACUACAGCGCAACAGGAAGUGACAUCACAACUUCAUGCACACACCUUUGAUGUGAAAGGGGCUGGAGAACUGGAGGAGAGUGCUGGGGGGGGCAACCGCUCAGCUCACCAAUCAGAUGCUGCUGUUACCACCAGAGAAUCUCCACCCUCGUUGUCACUAGCAACUGAGCAGGCAUCACUGUCCUCGCUGUUGUCUCAACGGGACAAGCGCCGCUUCCCGUGUAUGCACUGCGGGAAGAGCUUUGACCGGCUGAGCCACCUUGAGCGCCACCAGCGUAUCCACACGGGCGAACGUCCGUACGGCUGCUCAGUCUGCGGACGCUGCUUCACCCAGAAGAGCAGCCUCAAAGGCCACCAGCGCACGCACACCGGGGAGAGGCCCUACCGCUGCCCCCGCUGCCCGUUGGCCUUUGCCACCUCCAGCGCCCGCAACAGGCACCAGUGCACCCCCCCGCAGAGCAGGCUGGCAUACGCCUGCCUUUUAAAUUUGGUCAAAAUGCCGAACCGUAAGACCCUUGAAACUCAGAUCGCGUCUGUGAUGGAGAUCUUGGCAAACACUGCAGUAGCAGAGAUAUGUAAAAUUGUAGACAGUGGUUGCGUGGAAUUUAGGUUAGAAAUGUGUCGCAGACAAAAGGAGAUUGAAGCUCUGCGUAAGAAAGUCCACUGUCUGACAAGGGAACGAACAUCUACUCGAGAAGCUCGGCUUGAUUCGGUUGCUCCUCAGCAGCGCACAGUUGGUGUUCAGAUCGACAUGGAUCAAGGGUUCCCUGGGGACAGCAGUCCUUCUCUGGAGUGCCGGCAGUCUGAGGAAGACUGGGACUCCCAGUACACUAACCCAGCAGAGAACCACAUACACGUGCCUACAUACUCAGAAGACAACACACACGCCACACCCACAGGAGACACUCAUAUGCUCUUCAGGCAUGGUCACGAACUCAACACACACCUCGCUGAAGCAGAUGGAGCUGAGGUACACACACAGACCUCUCAGCACACACACUCUUCCCAACACCGACACAUGAGAGAUCAACUCGGACGACAGGGCAAGAAGCAGAGAGUGACACCGAUGGAGCGUGACAUGCUUCUCACACACACUAAGGACAGCAACACACGCUACCUCAACCACAUAAACGAUCUUAAUGUUAAUGAUUUUCUUAACGAUGACGUUAACUUGCAUCGCCUCACACACAGGCAGCAUCUCACUCACUCUCAGGACCCUACCUCUACGCGCACACACACACAUCUGACACACGCUCAUAACCCUACCUCUCUGCUCACACACACACACACACAGGAGCUUGUAGGGUUUAGUGAGCUGCAGCUGGAGCUGAAGGCUGAGCAGGAGGAGGAGCAGGUGAAUCAGAACCUCCACCAGGCGCAAAUAGAGACUGGGGUAUCAGAACUGGAGUCUGGGGAAGUAAUACAGAUUGACUCCAAGCUUUGGGCAAAUAGCGGGGUGGAAUCACACUGUGCAAAUUCCAAGGGGGCGGAGCCUGUUGAGUCCCAUACCAGCAUGCAACUGGGCCUGUCAGAAGUACAGCCCUCCUGGCCCCACCCACUAAGCCCUGUCCACAUCAAAGAAGAAGAGGAAACGUUUCAUCUUUCAGACCCGCUUUUGGACUCGCUGGCCAAUCCCGAUGCUUCGGGGGCUGGACAUGCGACAGCACAACAGGAAAUGACAUCCCCACUUCAUGCAUACAGCUUUGGUUUGAGAGAGGCUGUAGAACUGGAGGAGAGCACUGGACAUGGCAACAGCCCGGCUCACCAAUCAGGCACUGCUGUUACCACUAGAGAGGCUCCACCCUCGUCACUGGCAACCGAGCAGGCGUCGUUGUCAUCUCCCCGCGACAAGCGUCGCUACCCGUGUGUGCACUGCGGGAAGUGCUUUGACCGACUGAGCCACCUGGAGCGCCACCAGCGUAUCCACACGGGCGAACGUCCGUACGGUUGCUCAGUCUGCGGACGCCGCUUCACCCAAAAGAGCAACCUCAAGGGCCACCAGCGCAUCCACACCGGAGAGAAGCCCUACCGUUGCCCCCAUGUCCUCCCCACCUCCAGCAACCACAACAGGCACCAGUGUGCCCCCCCACGCAACAGGCUGGCAUACGCCUGGUAACGCUCCAAACUAAAACAGCCCCACAGACAUCAGACUCCAGUUAUCCAGUUAUCACUCUGAAGCCUGUUUUGGUGUUUGUUAGGGGUGUCUGCAGUGGUCAUUUUUACAUUCUGCCAGUCAUCAAUUACUUAUGUGUUCUGUGAAACACAUACAUCUGGGAGUGAUCCAGGCCCAUUAACUAAGGGGAAAAAACAAACAACUCUGUCCUCUGCCAAACCAGGCCUGAUAGAAUGAGAUAACUAAGCAGUUGGGACAAUAUUCUCCCUUUCAAUCACAUAUCCUCACCAAGGCUAUAAAGAUGUGGUGUGUGUGUGUGUGUGUGUGUGUGUGUGUGUGUGUGUGUGUGUGUGUGUGUGUGUGUGUGUGUGUGU